AAACCGACUAGCGAACAUUCCGAGCAUCGAAACGCAGAUUUGGCUCUUGCGUUUUUGGCAGAGAGAACGCCCGGCUCUCCGCCGCCUACUUCUCCGGUUUCGCCGCCGCCUUCUCUUCAAUCUUCCGCCUCCGCUUCCGCUUCGACGUGCAGUUUCGCGGAGGCUCCAGACGAAUUUAGUGCUGCGGGAGGAGUGAAGUGGGAACGAUGCUGUCCGGAGUCAAAUUCAUUCCUCGUGACCAGAUUGAUGAGAGACAGGGUGAAAGCUCGGAUUCUGCAGCAGAGGGCCGGAGGAGAUCCGGCGGUAGGAAGGAAAAAUACAGUAGAAAGAAGAAAGGUUCUCGAUACGAGAGUUCAGAUGAUGAGGAGCUCCAGCAAAUAAGGAAGGCGUCUAGGAGGAAGAAGUGGUACUCCUCUGAGGAGUAUUCGUCUUCUGGUUCAAGUGGAAGCGGCAAUGACAACUCCCCGCAAGACGAAAGAAGGCGUCGUCAUGACCGUAAAAAGAAGAAGAAGAAGAUUGAUGCUAAAGAAUCGGAUGGUGGGUCUAAGAGCAGGAAGAGGAAAAGCAAAAGUGGUAGGAAGACUUAUGAGGAUUUUUCUUCUUCUUCAGGUUCUGAAAAAUCCGAUAGCUUCGACGGUGAUGCUAGGAAAGAGAAACAUCGGAAAGGUAGUAAGAAAGAUGGACAGAAAAAGGGGAAGGAAGGAGCUGAGCAGAACGCAGUCGAGGGUGAUUUUGAUGACCAGAAAAUUGUGAGGAGAGAAAUGGGGUUAGAAUGGAUGCUGAGGCCUGAACAGAAGACUGAGAGAAGCCCACCAAUAACUGUUGAUAUAGAGCCGUUGGAAACUGCGAAUGAAGAGGCAAUGAAGGCAAAUCCGAGGGAGUUAAAUCCUUAUCUAAAGAAUAAUGGGAGUGGUUAUCCAGAAGAAGAUGAACCAAAAUCUGGUGGAGACCGGCUUAUGCCUUCAUCAGUUAUCGGGGAUGGAGGCGCGAGUUGGAGGCUGAAAGCUUUAAAACGAGCGAAAGAGCAGGCAGCUAGGGACGGACGAAAUAUUGAGGAGGUUGUGGCUGAACGUUGGGGGUCCCUGGGUCAUCUGGCGGUUUCUGCUGCUUCUCAUAGAGCUGCUCCUUCUCGUGCUCAUUUGGAUUCUAUAAGAAACAGAAGGAGAGGGGUAAUGGAAGAGCAACAAACAGCUGGCCAGAAUGAAGAAGAUGGCAACACUAAGAAGAAUACACGAAACUAUUUGAAGGAUGUCUCUCUUCGCAAUCCUGACAUGCGGGUACCAAAAGUUGAUGACUCAUUAUCAUGGAGAAAGCGAAGAGGUCAAAAUCUAUCUGCCAGGGAUGCUGAUGCCGAGCUCAUUUCUUCCGCCAUGUCCAAUUUAAACAAGUACUCUAAUGAUGGAAGCUUCAUGCAAACAACUCUUGGUCAACAGAGAAACGUAUCUGGUGAUUCUUCAUCUUCACAACCUGCACAUCGCAGGAAAGUGGAUAUGUUAGAAGAAAAUAAGCCUCGCGAAGCAAUUACACAAGUGAAUGAGGGGUUAAGUGCAAACCAGUUGGCUGCUAAGGCUUUGCAGCUUCGUAUGAAAGGAAAGCACGACGAAGCUGAAAAACUAUUGCAAGAAGUGGAGAACUUGAGAAAUAAGCAGCUUAUUAGUGAUUCUUCACUAAAAUCACAGAAUGAGGGAGGCACAAACAGGAAUGUUUUAUAUGAUGUAUCUCGUCAGCAGAAGGAGGAGGAGGAGGAUGCCGACAGGCAUCUAGCUAAAACAAUAAUGCAAAAUAGGCGUUUUAGCACUUCAGGCCAAGCAGAUGAUGAAUAUGAUUUUGAUGGUCCCCCAAGGAAAAGGUCUCAGAAGAAAGGGGCUAGCAAUGAACAGAAGGCCACCCAGACUAGCUUUUUGGCAAAGCGCAUCUUGACUCAGCAGGAACGCUGCUUUUACUGCUUUGAGAAUCCAAAUAGACCAAGACAUCUAGUUGUUUCAAUUGCGAAUUUCACAUACUUGAUGUUGCCAAUGCAGAAGCCUGUUGUGCCCGGCCAUUGCUGCAUAGUCACAAUGCAGCAUGAAUCAUCCACAAGAACUGUCGAUGAUAAUGUGUGGGAAGAGAUCCGGAACUUUAAGAAGUGCCUAAUUAUGAUGUUUGGAAAGCAAGAGAAGGAUCUUGUGUUUCUUGAGACGGUGAUGGGUUUGGCACAGCAACGACGCCAUUGUUUGAUCGAGUGCCUUCCGUUACCGAGAGAAGUCGCAACGGACGCUCCUCUUUACUUCAAAAAGGCAAUCGACGAAGCUGAAGAUGAGUGGAGCCAGCACAACGCCAAGAAACUCAUCGACACUAGCGCGAAGGGGCUGCGGGCUUCCAUCCCAAAGGACUUCCCGUACUUCCACGUGGAGUUCGGCUUGAACAGGGGCUUCGUUCACGUGAUCGAUGACGAGAAGGAUUUCAAGAGCAGCCUCGGCCUCAACGUGAUCAGGGGGAUGAUGCGUCUGCCCGAGGAAGACAUGCAUCGGCGCCGUAGGUCCGAAUCUGCGGACACACAGAAGCAAGCGGUCGCGAGUUUCAUGCAAGAUUGGGAACCAUUUGACUGGACAAAACAGCUAGAUUAAUAAAAAAAAAAUUUGUCAAAAGAUUUGUAAAUGUUUGCCUAGAGUUUUGGGUAUCAUUCGGAUCAAGCUGAAGGGUUAUAUAGCUAUGUAGCGUACUUGUUUAAAUUUGUAAAGAAGUUAUAUGGGGGAAAUUAAAAUAUUGUUCAUGCCAACAGUUAUAAAGAUUGUUUAACGAAAAUUGUUCUUUUUAAUUACUUAA
Molecule: messenger RNA, 2805 nt
Organism: Syzygium oleosum
Lineage: Eukaryota; Viridiplantae; Streptophyta; Magnoliopsida; Myrtales; Myrtaceae
Exons: 10
Coding region: 207-2606 (799 amino acids)
Biological process (GO): mRNA splicing, via spliceosome
Cellular component (GO): post-mRNA release spliceosomal complex
Source: RefSeq, a predicted model, not a curated record